This is a messenger RNA of Striga asiatica, 2960 nucleotides long. The record is from the annotation of a GenBank genome assembly. NCBI's taxonomy places the organism in Eukaryota, Viridiplantae, Streptophyta, Magnoliopsida, Lamiales, Orobanchaceae.
UUAAAAUUGGAAAACUUGGCUUGGGUUGACUCCAAAGAUUUAAUCCAUAAAGUGUGGAAACACAUAAAUAUAUAAAUUAGAAAGCCUUUUACACUCUCAACCCCUCACACAGUUAUAAAAUUGCACAAGCUUCCCGGUGAGCAGAUUUACCGAUGUUGGCGGCGCCGCCUCAGAGACGUCCAGAAGAGCGGCGGCCAAUUAUGAUUUUGCGGUUUGCUUUCACCUUUGGCCAACUCAUAAGUAUCGUUGGAGCUCAAAAUCAAACAAAUAGCGCCACCACUAAUCCAUCUGAAGCAAGAGCUUUAAAUUCAAUAUUUCAUCGUUGGGGACUUUCGGCCUCAAAUCAAUGGAAUAUUAGCGGCGAAUUAUGCAGCGGCGUCGCUACUGAUCAAACCCAAAUUGCAAAUAUAAAUCCCGGAAUAAAAUGCGAUUGCACUGACAAUAAUGGGUCCACUUGCCACGUCACGGCUCUGAGAGUCUAUGCGUUGGAUGUAGCAGGUCAACUACCUGACGAGCUAUGGAGUUUGACAUUUCUCACUGAUUUGGAUUUACGUCAAAAUUAUUUGACAGGACCAAUUCCAGCAUCCAUUGCCAAUCUCACUCGCAUGCAAUACUUGAGUUUUGGCAUCAAUGCGUUAUCAGGACAGGUCCCUAGAGAGCUUGGGCUGCUCACAGACUUGAGAUCAUUUUGUGACUUAAAUCAUGUGAUUGUAAUUGUGUGCUUCGUGUUGUGGAGGGCGUUUGGCACGAAUAAUUUCACCGGCCCUUUACCACCCGAGCUCGGAAAUUUAUCUAGACUUACACAAAUGUACUUUAUUAGUUCUGGAAUCAGUGGUCCAAUACCAGCAACAUUUGCGAGUCUACGGAGUAUGGAAAGAAUGUGGGCAUCAGACACGGAGCUCACGGGCCGGAUACCCGACUUCAUUGGGAAUUGGUCCAAUCUGGUUCAAUUAGAUUUAUCGUACAAUGUGUUAUCCGGUAGCUUUCCAUCUUGGGUCGGCGAACAGAACCUUCAACUCAAUUUGGUAUCCAACAACUUCACCAUCACUAGUUCUAACAGUGCUUUGCCUUCCGGUUUGAAUUGUCUUCAGAUGAACUUUCCAUGCGGACGAGGGAACCCGACUUAUUCCAGCUUUGCAAUUAACAGUGGCGGGCCGCCCAUCCGUUCUUCGGAUCAACUUCUGUUUGAAAGCGACAACGAGACAUUGGGCCCGGCAAUGUACUACGUGACCGCUUCACGUAGAUGGGCCGUGAGCAAUGUGGGCCUCCCAUUAGGCAGCAUCAGCCCACAAUACCAAUACAAUUCCCAAUCCCAAUCCCAAUUCACAAAUACUCAAGACUCGGAUUUAUUCCGAGACGCCCGUAUCUCGGCCGGGUCUUUGAGAUACUACGGACUAGGCCUCGAAAAUGGGAACUAUACCGUUCGACUACAUUUUGCCGAGAUAGUGAUUUCGAGCUUCCGGACUUGGAGGAACCUCGGGAGGCGUGUUUUCGACAUAUACAUUCAGGGGAAUUUGGUGCAAAGAGAUUUCGACAUUCGACGAGAAGCUGGUGGGGGGUUCGAUUUGAGAACCGUCACGCGGGAUUACAGGGCUCGGGUGCUCGAAAAUUAUCUCGAGAUCCAUUUGUUUUGGGCCGGGAAAGGCACUUGCUGCGUACCAGCUCAAGGGACUUACGGGCCUUUGAUCUCGGCUAUAAGUGUAACACCAGGCAUGCAAAGAGACUAUAAUGUUCUCAAAAUUAACCAACUUUAUUUUGUGCCGACAGUGUCGAAUAAUCCGCCAGGUGGGAACAAAAACAGGACGGGUUUGAUUAUCGGGAUUGUUGUCGGUGCCUCGGUUUUAAUAAUCUUUGUUGCUCUAGGCGUUUUUUAUAUAUAUAGAACGAAACAAAUGCAGAGAAGAAAAAUCGAGGAUCAAGAGUUAUUAGGGAUCGAAAAACGGACUUAUACAUUCAGUUAUUCCGAACUAAGAGCUGCAACGAAUGACUUCAGUCCAGAUAAUAAACUCGGUGAGGGAGGAUUUGGACCCGUUUACAAGGGAAUUCUUGCUGAUGGGAGAGUAGUUGCGGUUAAGCAGCUUUCGGUAGCAUCACAACAAGGAAAGAGCCAAUUUGUGGCUGAAAUCGAAACUAUAUCCACCGUGCAACACCGUAACUUAGUUAAACUAUACGGUUAUUGCAUUGAAGGAGAAAAACGGUUGCUUGUUUACGAGUACUUGGAGAACAAGAGUCUUGAUCGGAUGCUAUUCGGAGACGGGAGCAAAAGUCUCGACUGGUCAACACGUUACAACAUAUGCUCGGGAGUGGCUAAGGGACUCGCGUAUCUUCACGAAGAGUCUCGAAUGCGGAUUGUUCACCGAGACGUGAAGGCUAGCAAUAUACUUCUCGAUUCCGAGCUCGUUCCAAGAAUCUCGGAUUUCGGGUUGGCCAAAUUGUACGACGAUAAGAUGACACAUAUAAGCACUCGAGUUGCGGGCACGAUUGGGUAUCUAGCGCCGGAAUAUGCCAUGUUCGGACAGCUUACGGAAAAAGCCGAUAUAUUCAGCUUUGGAGUUUUGGCUCUCGAGACCGUGAGUGGAAAACCGAACUCCGAGUCUAGUUUGGAAGACGACACGAUAUAUCUUCUCGAGAGGGCUUGGAACCUUCACGAAAACAAGAAAGAACUCGAUCUAGUCGACCCGAAUAUGCACAAAUACAAUGAAAACGAAGUGAAGAGGAUAAUCGGGAUUUCACUUUUGUGCACGCAAGCUUCGCCGGCCCUUCGGCCAUCCAUGUCUCGUGUGGUGGCUAUGCUCUCUGGGGAGAUGGAAGUGCCCACGGUUAACACGAGGCCGGGUUAUUUAACCGGGUGGAACUUUAAUGAUGCGACUAUAUCUGCCUCGGGUGAAAAUGUGUUGGGUUAUUCGCCCGAAAAUGAUGCAAAAGCCAUGCUUCACGAGAGAAUUGAUGAGGGAAGAUGA